AGAAUCCGGUGGGAGAGGGAGCGGGCCGGCGGGGCGCGGCUGCGCAGAGCGCGGCUUCCUGAGUGUCUGGUGGCGGCGGCCAUUUUGUGGUGCUUCUUUCCUCUCCCGUUUGGGUUGCGGGGUGUCCGGGACCUGGCGAAGGGGCGAAACGGAGCGGGGGGAGCCCGGGGCCCUCACCCUCACCUGCCCUUCGCCUCGCUGCGUGGCGGAGCCCCCCUCCGGCGCUGCCCCCCCGGGUGCAGCUGAGAGCGGCGCUCGCCCACCAUUAUGGAAGACGACGGGCAGCCCAGGACCCUCUAUGUAGGAAACCUCUCCAGAGAUGUGACUGAAGUUCUUAUACUUCAGUUAUUCAGCCAGAUCGGACCAUGCAAAAGCUGUAAAAUGAUAACAGAGCAUACAAGCAAUGACCCUUAUUGCUUUGUGGAAUUUUAUGAACACAGAGAUGCAGCUGCUGCAUUAGCUGCUAUGAAUGGGAGAAAAAUUUUGGGAAAGGAGGUCAAAGUAAACUGGGCAACAACACCAAGUAGCCAGAAAAAAGAUACAUCCAAUCACUUCCAUGUGUUCGUUGGGGAUUUAAGUCCAGAAAUCACAACAGAAGACAUCAAGUCAGCAUUUGCUCCCUUCGGUAAAAUAUCGGAUGCACGGGUAGUUAAAGAUAUGGCAACUGGAAAGUCAAAAGGCUAUGGUUUUGUAUCUUUUUAUAACAAACUGGAUGCAGAAAAUGCUAUUGUACACAUGGGAGGGCAGUGGUUGGGAGGCCGUCAGAUCAGAACUAAUUGGGCAACACGGAAACCACCAGCACCCAAAAGCACACAAGAAAAUAAUACAAAACAAUUGAGAUUUGAAGACGUAGUAAAUCAGUCAAGUCCCAAAAAUUGUACUGUGUACUGUGGAGGAAUUGCCUCUGGCCUAACAGAUCAACUUAUGAGACAGACUUUUUCACCGUUUGGACAGAUUAUGGAAAUAAGGGUGUUUCCAGAAAAAGGUUACUCAUUUGUCAGAUUUUCAACCCAUGAAAGUGCAGCACAUGCUAUUGUUUCAGUUAAUGGAACCACAAUUGAAGGACAUGUUGUUAAAUGUUACUGGGGUAAAGAAUCCCCUGAUAUGACUAAAAACUUCCAACAGGUGGAUUACAGUCAGUGGGGGCAAUGGAGCCAAGUAUAUGGAAAUCCACAGCAGUACGGGCAAUAUAUGGCUAAUGGGUGGCAAGUACCAUCAUAUGGAAUGUAUGGCCAAGCAUGGAAUCAACAGGGUUUUGGAGUAGACCAAUCUCCAUCUGCUGCCUGGAUGGGUGGAUUUGGUGCUCAACCUGCCCAGGGACAAGGUGCUCCUGUAAUACCUAACCAAGCUGGAUAUGGUAUGGCAAGCUACCAAACACAGUGAGCUGGGACUCUGUUUAAAAGUGUGUAUUUCAUGAUAGGCUGCAGUUUCCAGUGACAUUCUCAAGACUGGAAUGUAGACAAUGAAAAAAAAAAUAUUUAUUUUAAAAAAAAAAUGGAAAUGUUUGGAACCUUUAGCACAGCUUUGCUUUGGUGAAGGACACAAAUGUCUUCUAGUUCUGCCUUUUUAAGUUUUUGUUCAUGAUGGAUAUGAACAUGUUUUCCUUUGUGUACAAAAAUUAAAAAUAAAGUCAAUAAAGACAAUUCUGACUACAAAUUUUGAUAUAGUAGGAGAAAUGGCUAACGAGUUUGAUCUUUAGGUUACCAUUCCAUUUUUUUUUUUUUUUUGUUCUGUCUUCAGUGUUUUAUAUCACUGUCCUUUUUAAGAGAUCUGAUGUUGAACAACAACAGCAAGUUGCUUUUAGUUGAACACACAUCCUGAAAUAACCAGUGGACCAACCAUUACAACCUGCAAGACAGCAUUGGUUUUUCAAGGAACCUAUGGGCAUAGCUCAGAAAGUGUAUGUAAGGUCUUGGAAUAAUUUUUUAAAAAGAAAUAUUUAAUUUUUCUACAUGCUUAAAGAAAACAGUCUGAUACAAAGAGUAGUUCAGGCUAAAAUGAAAAACAGUACUGUCUGGGGAAUUUCACCUAACUUUUAGUGUCCACAUUCAGGCACACAUGAAAACUUUUUCAGAGCUGGUUUGCUUACUAAGACUGUAGCAAUUUGUGUUUCAUUUUAAGAAGUAAAAAGGUUUUUGCAGGUAUGUUGUUUGUAUUUAAUUCAGACAGUCAUACUUGUGCUUUUACAUAAAGUUUGAAGGCUACACAUUGUAAAUAUUUCAUAAUUACAGUGUUUCAAAAGCAUGCUCAAACAUAGAAGUAGCAAUGUAAUUAUUCAAAGUAAUACUUAAUAUACUCUACUGCUUUAAAUGCAGUAGAUUGAGAAUGUGCAAGACUGACAUUUCCAAAGUUGGCUAUUAUGUAAAGUUACAUAAAGAACUAUAACAAAGAGCCUUAAUUUUAAUUUCAUAAAUCUUUAAUGCAUCACCUUUUUGUCAUUAGAAAUAUGAAUUUUUUUUGCUUUACAUUAUUUGGUAUGUAAAUACCUUGGUUAACAACCUUGUAAACCUAUUUCAAGGUUAUUAUAAGUUGUAUAGUAUCUUGAGUGUUUUGAAAAAUCUUGAUGUUUUUUAAGUCUAGAAAUAUUUUGCCCAAGAAUUUUUUAACAAGAUUGUUAAAAACAUCUUAUUUUAGAGAAUAUUCAAUGUGCCAUUUGGUAAAUGGAGAUGCAGUUGAAGCAGUACACUGAGUUGUGACUUAUUUUUAAUUAAAGUUUUUGUCUUUCUGGAUGGUUUGCAUGUGAUGAACCUGUACAGAGGCUGGGUUGUUUGUGUACUGAGUGUGUAAAUGGAUAAAUCAUGAAGAUGUUUAAAUGGUAUACUUGGGUUAUUUCUCAAUUAUUUUAUGGAUACAUUGAUAUAAACUGCCUCAAUAAAUCUGAAGUUGAAAAUGAAUGUAAGUUAGAUAUAAGUACUGUCUCUUACCUGUGACAGCUAGGGGGUGCAGAGGUUUCAGCUGUAGACUGAAAUACACCGAGGCAGGCACAAGUAAAGACAAAUAUAAGGUAGGAUUUGCAGUGAUAGUUCAGUGAUCAAACUUGCAUUUUUAAAGAAAUGGAAUGUUUGAUUUUAGAGAUGAUAGUUCUAAGUGAGUGUCUGAGAAGCUGUGGGUUUUUUCUGUUUUUUUUUUUUUCCUUUCUUUUUGUUUUUUUUACCAUGCAGGUAUUGCAAGUUAGAAUAGGUUUUGAAAUGGAAACUUGCAGUUUUGUUAAACCCAGCCAGGCUGUGCAAAUAACUACACCUAAUGCUGUAGCAGAUCACAUGAGGGCUUUUUUUUCCCCUCCUCUCCUACUUGACUUGCUUAGUAGUACCAUGACUUUUAGAUCAGGUUGAAAAUGAGAUAUACUGGAAGAGCAAUUUAGUGAUUUGGCUCAACUGUACCCAGAGAUACUUGUACCUCUACUGCAUGCAAUAAUGACUGAAGUUAGUGUGGAACCAUAAGUGCUUGUGAUGACAGAAUUGGCCCUUUAUCUCUGUUUCUCCUUUCUGGUAUACGUAGUGUUUUUCAGCUCAAGUUAGGAAUCUUGUCUACAGGACUUGUGUUUUUCUAUACAUUUUGUAUAUAUGUGUAUAUCAACGCGAGGAUCGGCCUAUACAGUGUAGUUUGGGGGGGGAAAAGAACAAAUCUGUGUUUUUGUUACUUUUAUCUGGUUUAAAAAAAAACCACGGAUCUGUAGAUACGAAUUGCAAGUUACUUUAGGAUUUCUUAAGAGUUCACUUGAAAUCUGGGGUUUCUACGUAUUUCUAGGUGUUUGACAUGACUCUGUUCUGGCUGCAUGCUGGUGUGUAAGCAGUAUGUCCUUUAGGCGCUACUGAAGAUUUAGGUGAUGCAAGUCCAUUGCCACAUAAAUGCCCUCAUAAAUGGGCAUAAUUUUAAGGCAGUGAUCUUUCAGGUCUCAAUGUACAGAUCACCUUAAAUCUGAUUAUUUAAUAUCCCUGCUGUAGAGCUGGGCCGUACCUGACCCGUAUUUCAGGAUGAAAGACGGGGUAUAUAUUUUUUUUUCUCAUUUAAAUGUCUUUUGUCAUUGGUUUUGAUACAGCUUUUCUUUGAUCUGGUGAUCUCUCUUCGCAGACUGCUCAAGAUAUGGGAGUCUCCAGUGUUUCCUUUAGUGUUUCUGUAGCACUGCGAGGAGGAGUUCUAAUUUGGAUUGUCCACUCAGUAGCGUUCAGAAAUGCCUCACUUGACAGUUUUUUGGCACCAAAGAGCCUCUUGCACCAUACUGCUUUUAUGAGUGACUGUUACACUGUUGUAACUUCUCUGACUAAAAAAGAUCAACCACUACCUGACCCCCUCUACCACUAGGAUUUGGGUUUCAAAAAAAAAAAAAAACCAACAAAAAAACCAAACCAGUAUUGAUUUAUCAUGGCUGGAGUUGAUGCAACCUGAAGCGAGGUUGUAAGCUGCGUUUGCAGAAAAUGUUCAAUAAAAGUGAAACUUGAUAAAGGGCUUAUCCUGUAUUGUCAUCUGUCAAAACCUUGUCCCUCUUUGCUGUAAAACUGACAGGCAUACAAGGCUGAACUUGUAAACUAUGCACUUGCAAUCGUGUAAAAGAUGUUUUCUGUAAAACUUUUCAUACAGAGCCAUUUUGUAUUUUGCAGAGUUGCAGUAGUAAGGCUGUAAACCCAAGGUUCUAUGAGCUUUUCCUCAGUCCUGCCUCCUUGUGUAUAUUUGUUAACAGUUUUCAAACAUACUCCUCCUGCAGAACCUUCUUCCUUACAAAGAUAAUUUCAUGAGACAGCUGUUCACUGUUUUGGAGCCAUUUCCUUCAUUUCACUCACCAAAAGAGUACCACAGUGAAUAAUGCUUAGUUUUGUAGAAAAUUAGUGAUUUGUUUUUUCUUGUGUGUAUACACAAGGAAGCAGACCUAAACUGUAUGGACAUGAUUCCUGUCUGAUACUUCUUAAUUAUCUGACUGUUUUUGAACAAGGGCACAAGUCUUUGUUUUAAUCACGUGGAACUGUUUCCUGGUCAGCAAUAAAGGAUUUUGUUGCACUGUUCUUACAUUGCAAAAUACAGGCAAUCUUUUAUUCAGUAUGCUCCCAAAAAAUGGAUGGGGUUUGUGAAGAACUGCCUUGUUCUAACUCAAGUCAUCACUUAUGGAUACAGUUUGGGAUCUGGAUUGCUGCUGUAAUAGUGAAAUGAAGUUGUUGUUUUGAAACUGA
Calypte anna (Anna's hummingbird) is the source of this 5162-nucleotide messenger RNA. It is a transcript of the gene TIAL1, whose product is annotated as TIA1 cytotoxic granule associated RNA binding protein like 1. Bases 268 to 1383 code for a protein of 371 amino acids. The record is from RefSeq and is a predicted model, not a curated record. Gene Ontology annotation, molecular function: mRNA binding; DNA binding. Gene Ontology annotation, cellular component: cytoplasmic stress granule. The transcript is spliced from 12 exons. Gene Ontology annotation, biological process: nuclear-transcribed mRNA catabolic process, nonsense-mediated decay; regulation of mRNA stability; cytoplasmic stress granule assembly. NCBI's taxonomy places the organism in Eukaryota, Metazoa, Chordata, Aves, Apodiformes, Trochilidae.